AGACAGACGACGAGAAUGGGGGAAGCAGUCAACUUCCUGUUCAAGAGCCCUGUGAUGAGUUGCCGACCCCUCAUGGGUCUACAUCACCUCUUGUCCAAAACCAGAUGGGAUCGACUCCAGGCCAGAGCAAGCCUUUGGAUACACAGGACAAGGAGCCGCAUGAAACUCAUUCUUUUAAGUGGCGCUUUGACAAGGAAGACAUAAACCUUACCUGCAGUAAAGCAGGAACCAUUGAGGAGUCGCUUAAGAGAAGUCCACAGUUUACAGAAAUCGCAGGAAAUAUUCAAAACAAAGAGCUUGUUAUUGAAAAAGAUGGAAAAGCUAUCAGUUCACACUUUCCAUGCUGCUUAAUUAAAGAUACACGACUGACUGUCAUGUAUGUUAAAGCUGUUAAAGCUGUUAAAGCUGUUAAAGCUGUUAAUGCUGUUGACGAGAAGAAACCAGUUCGUGUCCCUGUUCAUUACCAAGGAAAGAGGUCGUCUGGCGAUCUUGUGACGUUUCAUUUACGAACGAGGGGAGAUACAAAUGUAGCGUAUAUCAUAAGAAACCCAGCACUGAAAAAAAAAUAUUCAGAAAUGACUGUUUAUGCAUACAAAGGUGAAACAGUGAAGCAAGCUCUGGAAAGAGAUGGUCGUUUAGAGGAUACUGUAUUCAGAAAGAACUGCGAGCUAUUCGACACGAUCAAUAAAGAAAUCACUGAAAUGUCCUCUGUAGUUGAUGAUGGUCUUGAUGGUAAAAGUUUCACGAUCAGACUGGUCAAUAAGUCAAAUCCACCAGAAAGUCAGCCUGGCAGUCUUGGUGAUGAUUACAUGACGCAAAAUGAAUCUCAGAUAUCUGACCACAAAGGAAGCCCAGAUCCUCCACAGCAGUCUACCACAACUGACUCAGUGAACGACAACACACCAAAAGAAAACAUGGUGCGGGAAAUACCUGAUUCAAAAGAGAUGAGGAAUUACCUACAUUCACAGAUUCAAGAUUUGGUGAAAGGGAUGAAAACUCGGAAAGGAUCUAAACUUUCUCGUAUCCAGAGUCUCUUCCAUGUAGAUUACGGAAAGAACGAUCAGACGUGCAGGGAAGUGAAAACAAUGAAGAGACUGAUGGAACUUAGCGGAUAUGCCCCCGACAAUGCAAAGAGAGAAACCCAGAGUGUCAUAGAGUACGGUUAUCCUUUGUCCUUCAUUAUCGAACACGUCAUCGUCCAAAUGGUGGAAAAAGAAAAGUUUGAUGUGUUGGAGGAAUACUUGGCUUGCGAUUAUAAACAUCACCAAGACGUGAUCAGCAAUGUGAAGAAACUGGUUGAGAGCAGAAAUCUCCCGAGUUUCAAAGAUGCAGCAAACAAUCCAGAGGUCACAAUGUACCCGCCUCUGAAUGAGUUCUUUCAACUCUUGUCUCAGAGAGAAGAACCUGUCCCAAUGGACAUUAAUUGA
Molecule: messenger RNA, 1427 nt
Organism: Cottoperca gobio
Lineage: Eukaryota; Metazoa; Chordata; Actinopteri; Perciformes; Bovichtidae
Exons: 4
Coding region: 105-1427 (440 amino acids)
Biological process (GO): DNA replication
Cellular component (GO): chromatin; nucleus
Source: RefSeq, a predicted model, not a curated record